UCUAUCUAGCUGCCUAGCUGUAGCUAAUUGGUUGGACUGCUGGCCAAAGCGCUCCUCCUCGCCCUUGACCCCCUGGCUGCCUGUGAGUGCGUGAGUGUCGGCUGACUGCACUGUCUAAUCGAUCGCACUCCCAGUGCGAUCCUGGCUGACAAUUGCGUGCGUUCAUGGAAGAUGAUGAUGGGACAUAGAUGACGAUGACCAUCCGUGGACGGUUCAACCGAUCCCUACGUACCUGCCUGGCCUCAGUUUCUCGUCGUGCGUGUUGUGUGCUUGUGUGAGUGAAUUGCGUGAGGGCCUGCAUACCCGAGUAAUGACUGAGUGAGCGAGUGAGUGAUCCAGCCAGGGAUCCAGCGAGUGAGCGAGCGACAGACAGACAAACAGACAUACAUACAUACAGACAGACAGCUGGUUCGGCGUGUCAAGCCAAGUCUCUUUCUUCAACUUGUGCGUGUCGGUUCGUUUUGUCUGCGUUUUCUUCAUCUUCGCUUUUCUUUUAAUUCAGCGACACCUGUAAGUAAGACACUCAGACACAGACUGAUGAAUGAGCAACAUGUACACACAUGUACGCACACAAACACACCCACACAAUCAAGCACGAGUUAGUCACCCGAUUGGCCGCACUCACAGCACACACCAUGCCGAGCUAUGGUUCCUUGCUCAUCGUGCUUGGCUGCCUGCUCGCCACUCACACGGCAGGCCAGAGGUACGCAACAUGACGGACACCCACCCACCCAUCCAGACUGUCCCUGUGCAGUGAGGCGGAGACACUGAACGACGAGCGGCUGAUUGAGGACGCGUCCCAUCCCUUCUCUGUGGACGUCAACAACAGUGGCGCGGGAUCGCUGCUCAUCGAGCGCGACAACAGCCACACCAAGCGACACUACCAAAACGCGUUUGUCAAGAUGACUGGCGGCGAUGUGGAGGUGAAACACAUGAAUGAAGGAGAGAGAAACAGAAGCUCGGAUCUCUUCUUGUGUGCGUGUGUCUGUCGCGUCAGGACAACCUCAUCCGUGACGCCAUCUGCUCUGGCGAGAAGUACUCGAACCGAUGGUUCUACUCCACACAAGACGGCAGGUGUGUGUGCAAAGCGCCGCUGCGCAUGCAUGGUUUGACGGAUGGCUGUAUGGCUGGAUCUGGUCUUUGUAUGUGUGACAUCCAUGGCUGCAGGUGCGACAAGUACUCUCACUUCACAUACCGUGACAUGAUGCGCGGGAGGACCAAAUCCCGAGGCGAGGGCGUCGACGACAGAGACAUGGAACGGUUCAGCAGACGGGAGAGGCCCAUUCUGAUUCCUGGCCAGCCCAUGGGCGGCCUCGAUGAGGUCUGCAGGAAACUAAGGGGCAGGUGCGAAAAGACACACAGAGACAGCAUGUGAAUGAAUGGGCCACGUGUCUUGUCUGUUGGUAUGUAUGUGUCUUGUCUGUCCAAACAGGCGCUCGUAUUUCGACCCCAACUUGGGUUUCUGCUCGAUCCGAGAUGAGAUUCUCCCUCUCCAAAUUUGUCAGACAGCGGUGAGGCCUCGCCGCCCUGUCACUUUCCUACCGUACUGAAUGCGCCUGUGCGUUUGCAUGUGUGUGUUCAGCUGUUGGAGAACACUCGCGAAGCGCUCCGCAAUGAGCUGGGCUUCGAACGCACAUCCACACAGCGAAUCGGAGGUCGGCAUGUCUCUCCACACACAUGCAUACGGCACAUCAACCAAAGACACGGCUCUUGCGUGUCCUGUCUCUGUGUGCAGAUCGUUACUGUGAGGUGUUCAGGUGGCCGUAUCCGACAGACUCGCGCAAGGCCAUGUUGCUGAUGGGUAUCGAGUCGUUGCUGUCGAGUCAGGCCGAGCAAUACCACAUCCAACAGGACACACAGGGUGAGAUGACCAACACGAACAAAGCUAGCCAGAGAGACGUGUGAUGUGUGGCCUGUGUUUGCUGUGUGUGUGUCAGUUUCGAAGCUGGCCGCCUCGCUGCGCAACAAGGCAAAGAGGGAGCAGUCAGGCAUUCUGGCCAGGAUGAGAGGCAUCGCGUGAGAGAACAAUGUGGCAGC
Vitrella brassicaformis is the source of this 2037-nucleotide messenger RNA. The record is from the annotation of a GenBank genome assembly. Lineage: Eukaryota; Vitrellaceae.